CCACAGUAGCAGAUGGCGGUAGAGUUUAGCAGUUCGUAUGAUGCUUUUGUAGGGAAUUGCGUUGCAUUGUCCGUCUAAUAUUGGCUUAGGAGGGCAAUCAUGGACUGCAAGGGAACUAGUUGGCUGAAAAAAGAGAAGAAUGAAGUAUAUGCUGAACCAGGCUCCUUGGUACAGUUACACACAUCGAUCGUGAAAGUAAAAGAAGAAUGGGAUGAGCAAGUGGACCAACAGUGCCUUGAAGAUAACUUGGGAACCUCUUGGCCAAAUGAUUUUAUCAAGGAGGAUCCUGAACUAAAUUUGGAGGUGGAUGAAACUGAGAAUACUGUGGCAGCUUCAUUAAGAAAUGCAUCUGAUAGUUUAAGUUUAAUUCAAAGUGCUGGUGACAGCUGUGACAUUUCAUAUCAAGAAACAUUACAUCAAGGAGUAGUCGAUGACAAGCUGGAGAUAGAUGCAGAGAAGUCAACAGAUUUCAGUAUGUCUUAUAACUAUACCAAAAUACGGACUUCACAAGAAGACAGCUUAUGUGGCACAAGAUUAAGUUGCAGCAUCAGGGAAAAGGAAUUCCAUAUGUUUAUCUGUAGUUUCUGCCUACAGAGCUUCCCUUCAAAAUACAGACUCAUAAUCCAUAUCUUCAUCCACAUUGAUGGUGUGCAGGCACCUGCAUAUGUGUGUAAGUCAUGUGGUGAGGUAUAUCCCACUGAUGACUGCCUGAAAGAACAUUUGAGAAUGAGUGAGGGUGACCAACCAUUAUCUGCUGCCAACAGUGAGAAACCUGAAUGCGGUGAUGACCAUGAAAACAAUAUCUCCUUGGAGUGUGUACGAGAAGGAAUCGUGGAACAGGCUGAGAAGAAAUCUUCAUCCAAGGAAACCAAGAAAACUUUAAAGAAAUCCUUUAAUGACAUACAUAAUACAGGUAAUGUUACAAAAGUUGCAGAGAAACUCGAAAGAUUUCAUGAGUAUGGAAUUUUAUGUACAAGUGAUAAUGCUAAUGUCCACACUGUGCUAAAUGCAAAGAGAAAUCACAAAUGUGAUAUUUGUGGUAAAUUGUUUACUCUGAUACGUAGUCUUAAGAAACAUAGCUUAAUACACACAGAAAAGAGACCCCACGAAUGCGAUGUUUGUGGAAAAUCGUUUACUGAGUCGAGCGAUCUCAAGAGGCAUGUAUUAACACACACAGGUAAGAGACCCUACAAAUGCACUGUUUGUGGAAAAUCGUAUACUCAGUCUGGCCAUCUCAAGGUACACGAAUUAAUACACACAGGAAAGAGACCCCACGAAUGUGAUGUUUGUGGGAAAUCGUUUACUACGUCGAGCAAUAUGAAGAGGCACAUUUUAAUACACACUCGUACGAGACCUUUGAGAUGUUAUGUUUGUGGAAAAUCUUUUACUCAGUCCGGCAAUCUCAAGUUACAUGAAUUAAUACACAAAGUAGAGAGACCCCACGAAUGCGAUGUUUGUGGAAAAUCGUUUAUUCAGUCGUGCCAUCUCAAGAAUCAUUUAUUAAUACACACUGGAAAGAGACCCCAUGAAUGCGGCGUUUGUGGAAAAUCGUUUACUCGCUGGAGCAAUCUCAAGGUACAUGAAUUAAUACACACAGGAAAGAGCCCCCACGAAUGUGAUGUUUGUGGAAAAUUGUUUGCUACGUCGAGCAAUAUGAAGAACCAUAUUUUAAUACACACUGGUACGAGACCUUACAGAUGUACUGUUUGUGGAAAAUCUUUUACUCAGUCUGGCAAUCUGAAGGUACACGAAUUAAUACACACUGAAAUGAGACCUUACAAAUGUAGUGUAAAAGGUAAAUAGUUUCCUUAAUGGAGCAGUCUCAAGGAACAAUAAUACACACUGAACAGACCAGAUUCCAUGUUUGUGCCAAAUCGUUUUCAGAACUGGGUCAUCUGAAGGUUAAAUUAAUACACGCAGGAAUGAUCCCCUACAAAUGUGAUACUUGCUGCAAAUAUUUGUGUCACACUGUUAAUCUCAAGAAAUAAUUAGUACACACCGGUGAAUCAUCGUACAAUUGUGGUAUUUGUGGAAAAUUGUAAAUCACUAGAGUAUCCUGGAGAUACAGUUAUCACUACACACUGACAAAAGGCUACACAGAUGUUAUUUGUAGGAAAUGUUUUACUCCAGUUUGUCAUCUUUAGAAGCUUGCAAUAAUACAUGGAGAACACUGAAAAUACUCUUGUGGUCAGUACAUGUACACAUGUUGAAAGAAGACUAUGAGUGUUACGAAUAUUGCUCAUACUUGCUACAGAGGUUACAAAAAUGACAAAUCAAUUUUUUUGCAGCUUCACAUUGGAAGAAGUUGCAUGCAAAAUACAACUUACGAAGUACAGAAUUGAAAUUUUUUGUUGUAAAUGCUCCAUGCUCUAAUGAUCUGGCUACCACAAAUUGAUGCAUUGAGAGAGAUCUUUUACUCAUGAGUAGAAGUUCCAUGCAGUAGGCAGGACCCCAUAUUCAAGAGAAUGUAUCAGUAUGUUGCUAAAUAUUUCGAAGAAACUGCCAUUUCAAUGUUCAUGAAGGUGUAUGCACUACCCAGGCGACAACAGAAAUAUUUUUAUUACAUACCUAUCACUCAGGUUAUUCAUCUCAACAAUGGAGAAAUGUAAAAAACGUCAUGAUUAUGCAAACAUGUUACUGAGGUAUGCCUCCUUAAUGGUAAUGCUAUUUGUGUGAUCAAUUAUCUGCAUACAUGUGAACUUUCUAUGCUAGUUCUACAUUAGGAAAUAGCUGACGGUGGCAAGUAUGCAAAGAUAAGGCAAAAAUUAUAAUCUGCCUAGUAGUGUUGUGAUUCACCUUCAGACUGCAAUACAACAGUAAUUCUGUACGAUAUGGACUCAUUAAUUCUUUGUUUUCCAGCAGUAAAUUGGACUUCAUGUGUACACACAUCUCACACAGUUCCCAUUUAUUGUAGGCUAUUGGUUUGUUGCAGUGUAAUUCGUGUGCAUUAGCAUCCCACAUUCGUUUCAUCAUGAUAUGAGAUGAGCUUGGUCGGAAAGGCAGCAGUGUGAGCGCUCAUGCUACUCAAACCAUUGCAGUGUGAUUCUGACCUUGUGAUUUGGACAGUUAUCAUGCUGUAAGAUGUCACUCUCAGGAAAUACAUGAAGCAUUAAGUGAUGCAGAUGUUGCAAUAAUGUUCAUGUUCUCCACAUAUGUCAUCGUGCUUUCAAUUAUGACCAGCUAUUUCUUGGCACCUCAUAUGAAUAUCCCCCAUAGCAUGACAUUGCCUCCACGUUACUCCACCUGUUGUGUGGUGCAUGUAUUGAACAAUUGUUCAUCUGGAUGAUGGGAUAUCUGGGCAUGAACAUUGACCUGGGAAUACAAAGCGGUUAUAUAUCUUGGGGCCUCAUGUUCAACAGUGUCUGCCGAAUAGCUUGAAACUCUUCAACCUGCUCAAGCAUUUUCUCCUGUCUACACAGAUUGUCAUCUAUCCCACUUUACAGAGCAGCUAGGUUCUGAUCUCCUUGUUCUAGAUAAUGCAUGGGCAUCCUACAACCUUUCGUCAAUUUGUGGUUUCACCAUCUGUCAACGAUGUUCCAUAGAGGCUCAUGAUAGAAGCAUCUGAGCAGUCAACCAGAUUCGCUGUUUGUGAGAUGCACUUACCCAGGCACCAGGCAAAACCAUCUGCUCUUAGGCCAAAUUAUUUAUGCCAGUUUUUAUACAUACCGUAAAUAGAAUGAUUACCCAUUCAUGUCAGGUUAUAUAGUUUCAUUACUGUGUGACAACCACAGUGCCACUGGGUAGGACACACUCCUCCUAGGGAAGUGGGUAUAAUCAUUUGGAUCAACAGUGUAUCUUGACACAGAAGGGUCUUUUGUGUAGUAAUUCAAAUUUUCAUGCUUUGUUAAAUUUUAUGCCAAUGCACUAUUGUCAGUUUAAGUGACACAUUUCAUGUGAAAAAUAUUUUUAUUUCAGAGCUCUGUACAUAAUUCUGAGUUAAUGAAGAUUAAUUUUAUGCAUCAAAUAUUUUAAUUAUUUGUCUAUUUUUAAAUAUCAUGUAACUACUGUACAAACAUCAGU
Molecule: messenger RNA, 4020 nt
Organism: Schistocerca nitens (vagrant locust)
Lineage: Eukaryota; Metazoa; Arthropoda; Insecta; Orthoptera; Acrididae
Product: zinc finger protein OZF-like
Exons: 6
Coding region: 100-1803 (567 amino acids)
Biological process (GO): regulation of DNA-templated transcription
Molecular function (GO): DNA-binding transcription factor activity, RNA polymerase II-specific; RNA polymerase II cis-regulatory region sequence-specific DNA binding
Source: RefSeq, a predicted model, not a curated record